Glarea lozoyensis ATCC 20868 is the source of this 651-nucleotide messenger RNA. RefSeq lists its product as uncharacterized. Bases 1 to 651 code for a protein of 216 amino acids. The record is from RefSeq and is a predicted model, not a curated record. The transcript has a single exon. Lineage: Eukaryota; Fungi; Ascomycota; Leotiomycetes; Helotiales; Helotiaceae.
AUGUUCUUCACCCUCGCCACAGCCAUCGCCAUUCUCGGCGCUACUAGCCAAGCCGCCCCAACCUCAUCACCUAUAUUCCCACCUCGCUCGUCUGCAGCAGACUUUCGUCUCGUUGCCAACGUCACUGCAAACGACUUGACUCCUUCCAUUAACGACUACGUCCUCACAUCAUACCACACUGGAGCUGGUCAAGCUUUUGCGGUUCUCGUACCAAACACAUCCGCCACGUCAGGCCGUACCUUCUACACAAAUGGUACCGCCGAAGAUAUUCGCUAUCGACGCUCCAACAUCCUCACAGACGGAGGAUCGCCGCCUUUCCCAUUCGGAGUGGUUAUCAACGGAGAUGAAAGCGUCUCCAUCAAUGCAGGAACUGGAACCGCCGGUGUCAACCUUGCUUUGUUCCCAGAUCCCAUCUCCAAGUUGAGCGCUGUCGGCAAAGCAGGAUUCUACGCCUGCGAGAAGACGCUGCCAGCUGGACCUGCGGUACAAAUCUUCACGAAGGCCUUUGAGGAAACUACCCCCGUCGGGUGCGCAGAUGUGAGCCUCCUAGCACAGUGCGCAGAAAGCACUGGGGUGGAGCAUCCCUUUGCCGCCGUCAGUGGCUGCUAUGCCGAUGUUGCAGGCAUCGAUUGGAGCAUUUACAGUGCAUGA